This is a messenger RNA of Paramecium tetraurelia, 735 nucleotides long. RefSeq lists its product as uncharacterized. The record is from RefSeq and is a predicted model, not a curated record. Lineage: Eukaryota; Ciliophora; Oligohymenophorea; Peniculida; Parameciidae. Gene Ontology annotation, molecular function: glutathione transferase activity. Gene Ontology annotation, biological process: glutathione metabolic process. The transcript is spliced from 2 exons.
AUGGCAGAUCAACUUGUUUUGGGUUAUUGGGGAAUCAGAGGAUUAGCUCAACCAUUGAGAUAUUUGGUGGAAUACUUGGGAUUACCAUAUGAAGAAAAAAGAUACCUCAAGCCUGAAGAGUGGUUCGGUGGACUUUGUUAAGCUCCAUUCAACACUCACGUUCUUGUCAACCUCCCAUACAUCAAGGAUGGCGAGAAGUACGUCUAUGAGAGUGCUGCCCUUUAUGUCUAUUUGGCUCACAAGGCAAAUAGACCUGAUCUCUUGGGAUCCACACCAGACGAAUAAGUAGCUGUGGCUUAAGUGAGAGGUGUUAUCUAAGAUGCCUUGAAAGGUUUCUUCCACCUUAUCACCCUCCCUGAGGAUCAAUAUGCAGCCAAGAAAGAGGAAGUCUACGCCAAUGAAGUUGCUUGGUUGAUUGAAAGAUUAGACAAAUUCAUCGAUGGAAAGACAUGGGCAGCUGGAGCCAAUCUUACAUACAUUGACUUUGGACUCUUCGAAUUAGAAGAAACUUUGAAAGCUUUCCAUCCAGAAUCAUGGGCCAAGUUUGCCAACCUCUAAAAGCAUCACUAGGAAUUCUCAAACAUUCCUUAGAUCAAGGAAUAUUAGGCUUCAGGAAGAUUCCUUGCUGGUCCCUUCUAUCCACCAGGAAGAUUUAGAUGGGGAUUCUGAUUGUUACAUUAUGCAUUUAAUAUAAAUAUAUUAAAUAGAACCACCAAUAUAUUCAAAAUAAAAAAA